AUGGCAUUUCUAUUCAAACGGAACCCAAAAACACCCCAGGACUUGGUCCGUACCCUUAUUGAAACGGUAAACAAACUCGAUAGUUCCUCAGACACCAAUAAGAAGUAUCAAGAUGAGUGUUCUCGAUUCCUCAAUCAAAUCAAAUUGACCUUGUAUGGCACCGAUGAUGAUUCUGAAUUGCUUAUCCCACAAUCGUCGGACCAAAUUAGCUUAUUGGUUACUCAGAUCAUUCAAAGCGACUGUUUAUUCCAGUUGAUUUCAAACUUGAGCAAGUUGGAUUUUGAUUCAAGAAAAGACGUCCUGUCAUUGUUUCUGUAUUUAUUACGACGACAGCCAACAAGUACUGGUGUGAGCACCAGUAGUAACACCGCGAUACUUGACUACUUGACGAGAGGGAAUCCCGAACUUUUGGUGAUGCUAAUCAAAGGUCCAGAAUCUAGAGAGAAUGGGUUGAUUUGUGGACAAAUAUUACGAGAAUGCAUCAAGUAUGAACAAAUUUGUAAAUUUGUCCUCAAUCAUCCGUUGUUUUGGAAUUAUUUUAAAUAUGUCGAGAUUCCUGUGUUUGAACUCGCUACUGAUGCAUUUUCCACCUUGCACGAUUUGUUAGUUCCUCAUAAGAAAUUAACAGUGGAAUUCCUUAGCAAGAAUUAUGAAAAAUUUAUGCUCAAUUGUAACCAAUUGCUAUUGUCUAAGAAUUACGUUACAAAGAGACAAACCAUCAAAUUGUUGAGUGAUUUAUUAAAACGUCAUAAUCAAGAAUUUAUAAAUCGAUAUUUCGAUGAUACAAAUAAUUUGAAGUUUAUCAUGUUGAUGCUUUCGGAUAAGCUGAAGAAUUUACAACGAGAGGCAUUUCACAUAUUCAAGUUCUUUGUGGUCAAUCCCAAGAGAAGUCAAAAGAUCCUGGAUAUCUUAAUCAAGAAUAAAGAAAAUUUCAUUGAAUUCUUCAACACUUUUGAUGUGUUGCAAUUUCAUGAUAAUACCUUGAUUGAUGAACGAGAUUUUGUAUUGAAGCAUAUCCACGGAUUACCCGAUAUAGAGAGAAUUCCUUAG
This is a messenger RNA of Spathaspora passalidarum NRRL Y-27907, 1050 nucleotides long. RefSeq names its product Hym1p (gene HYM1). Gene Ontology annotation, molecular function: protein serine/threonine kinase activator activity. NCBI's taxonomy places the organism in Eukaryota, Fungi, Ascomycota, Pichiomycetes, Serinales, Debaryomycetaceae. Gene Ontology annotation, biological process: intracellular signal transduction. The transcript has a single exon. Bases 1 to 1050 code for a protein of 349 amino acids. The record is from RefSeq and is a predicted model, not a curated record.